AGCCUCAGUGAGCGAUCGACGCUCAGUGAUUGUCAACAAAUAAAGCUCUUGUAUACUGUAGUUAGUUUAGCCAUAGUAACACACGAUAAUAAUAUAUAAUGUAGUGGCAUUUAUUAAGUUAAGUCGUACUUUUACGCGAAAAUUAAUGUGCUCUUAUAAUUAGUGAUACAUGAAUUCAGUUUUAGUUUACUUAUCAGUAUUUACUUAAAUUAAUUUAAUAAUGAACAUGAGCAGAAGAUCAUCUCGACCAAAGAUACCAAAGGAACGCGAUUUUGAACCAAGAACUAGGCGAUAUAGAAAUGGUCAAAAUCAUAAUGGAAAAAUACCUAAUGAUAAUAAUUAUAUGAAUGAUUGUGACAAUCAUGAACAAAGCGAAGAUGAACUUUUAGGAAUGGGAUAUUCAUCAGUUUUAUGGGCUCAUCCAAGAUUACCUCAGGCUCAAACUUUUUCAAAUCAACAUAGACAACCUCUUUUUACUGCUAUGUCUGAUCCAAGUGUCUGCAGUUAUCCUACUCAUCCUUUAACAUUUUCAGUAGAUCCAUUUACAAUACCACCACCUUUAUACAGCUAUUAUCAACCUACUUUUAAACCUAAUUAUAAGGAGUAUCGAAACAGGCACAGGACUAAUUCUUCUCGACAAAGAGGAAGUGAAUCUCUUAAUAAUAUGAAUAGUUUUGACAACGAGCAUUUUAAUUUUUAUGAAAAUACUUCAGCAUUUAUGCCCUAUCAAACUGGUGAUUAUACAAGUUUGCCACCUGAUGGGAAUAUAGAUAAAGUUAAAGUAGAUAAGAAAAUAAACUCAGAACAUAGGAGGUACUCUGAUCCUGGUCUGGGUCCUGCUGAUAAUCCUAAUAAUGUAAGAGAUGAGGAUUCAGAUAGUACUGCUAGUUAUAGUUCAAGUACAACUGGAAAAGAUAAAAUGUAUAUGAAUCUUGUCGAGCAGUUGACCAAAAUGAAAGAAGCUAAUAGUCAGUUGUUCAAAGAACUUCAUCAGACCAAAGUAGAUUUAGAAACAGUAAAGAAUGAAUUAAACCAAUUGAAACAAAACAUAUCUUCAGACUAUCAACCUGGAAUGCUAUCAGAUCUCAUAAGGGAAAUUAGGGAAGCAUCUAAAGUAAAAGAAGAAAGAAUGAUUCAAAAAAUGAAGCUGUUCAUGGAAACUCAAGAAUCUUCAAGACAGAAAGACUUUGAACACUUAUUGCAUGAACUGGAACUGAUAAAAGUACAAAAAGUUAAAAACGAAGAAAAGGUUCAUAGUCUUCUGACGGAAGUUUCGCAAUUAAAACAGAAUUUAACGCUCGACAAUAUCGUCAGUUUGGUUCAAGAUAAGUUUUUCAUUCCACUGCUCGAGCAAAAUUACGCGGGAGAAGCGGCGACAUCGCUGCCGACGGCAAAUUCGACGUUUGACGUGGACAAAAAUUCCGAUGUGCCUAACAGCAACGACGAUUUCAGAGUAUUAGGCAUUGCUGAUUUAUCGAUAAAAGAGAGUAGCAGCGGAGUAAAUAAAAAUUUAUCGGCAGGUCCUGUUACUGAUCUAUGAUUUACGCCUUGUAUAAAUGCCGUACAUCGCGAGUGCAACGAUUACUCGUUACAAUAUUUGAGCAACACUUAUAGAUAAGUCAAUAAAAUUGUAAAUAUAUACAUUUAACUUAUCUGUUAAAGAAUUAUACAAAAUUAGUUUGACGCCAAAAGCAAAAGGCAAAUAUUUGUAAAUCAAUACGAUAUAUUUUCAAAGCGCGCGCACUAAAGUCUGAAAAUAAGUAAACUUUACCAAAGUGCACUUAAAUAUGUAUAAUCAAUUAUGAAUGUAUACGUAAGGGCAUAUAUUUUAAGAGAUGUAUUUUUCGCAAUUUAUCACGCAGAUCGUCCCUAUUUUAUGAAUAUUGUAUCGUCGAAUACGAAGUUUGAAUUAUGUAUGAGCAAGUACGAUUAAAUGAAGUUUCUGUUUUUAAUGUUACGACGCAAACAACGAAUAAAAGACACUAUUACCCAGUUGAAA
Molecule: messenger RNA, 1999 nt
Organism: Trichogramma pretiosum
Lineage: Eukaryota; Metazoa; Arthropoda; Insecta; Hymenoptera; Trichogrammatidae
Exons: 6
Coding region: 221-1540 (439 amino acids)
Source: RefSeq, a predicted model, not a curated record